UUGUUUACCCCUUUCCGAAAGUCUUCCGACCAUUUCCGGAGUUGCGCAAUGUCGCCGCCAUGAUGAUUCUGAGCCGGCUGGGAAAUUCCGUACAGUUCGCAAGAGUGAAUUUUUCGCAUUUCCGCUACUUGAGUGCAUUUAAGAGUAUGGAGAAGCACGGAGUGGUUCCCGACGUCAUUCCCGCAGCCCCCAAGGAGGUGCUCAAGGUGUCCUACCCCAGUGGAGUCGCGGUCAACGAGGGCAACGAAUUGACUCCCACCCAAGUCAAGGAUGUGCCCACUGUCACCUGGAGCCCCGAGGCUGGGGCGCUGUACACCCUCUGCAUGACAGAUCCCGACGCCCCCUCCAGGAAGGAGCCAACGUACCGCGAGUGGCAUCACUGGCUGGUGGGAAACAUCCCCGGCAGCGAAGUCGCCAAGGGUGAGACUCUAUCGGCUUAUGUGGGAUCUGGGCCGCCGGAGGGAACCGGAUUGCACCGCUAUGUCUUCUUGCUGUACAAGCAAAACGGGACACUGUCCUUCACCGAGCCUCGACUCACCAACACCAGUGCUGACAACAGAGGCUGCUUCUCCAUCCAGAAGUUCGCUGAAAAGUACAAGCUCGAGCUCGUGGCCGGCAAUCUGUACCAGGCUCAGUGGGAUGACUACGUGCCUCUGCUGUACAAGCAGCUCGGCGCCUAAGCGCCUAUUCAUAUCCCAGAUUACUUGGGAAAACACUGUAUUUGAGCGGGUGUGGUGAAUAAAUACAAUCCCCGGGUUAAAAAUG
Messenger RNA from Phlebotomus argentipes, 765 nucleotides. Its product is annotated as protein D3-like. Bases 60 to 680 code for a protein of 206 amino acids. The transcript has a single exon. Lineage: Eukaryota; Metazoa; Arthropoda; Insecta; Diptera; Psychodidae. The record is from RefSeq and is a predicted model, not a curated record.